GUUGCGCACACGGGCAGCCGGGCGCUGUGUGUUUUGCUGCCGCCAUGGCAUCGCCCGCCAGCGCUGGCUCGGGCGCCGACGACUGCAGCCGCAGGAAGCCCCGUCUGGCUGCAUCCUUGCAGAUCAGCCCCAGGCCCGGCCUUUGGCGCCCCUCGGCCAGCCUGAGCCCAGACCCCUGGCAGCCCUCGUCUGCCCCCAGAGCGGUGGAGGACGAUCAGGGGAAUGGGCAGCCCCAGGCCUCUGUGGCUGAGGAUAGUGGGGCGAGGGCUGGGGUCGGGGACCUGGGGACAGCCUGGGCAAAAGAGGAUUUGAGGGGACGAGUGGAGAGGUCCCCGAGGGUGUCUGUCCCACCUGCAGGGCCGACCGGGGACUCUCCAACGGGUGUCAACCCCCCAAACCUACCGCCCAAAGACCCGUCCCCAGACCAAGCCGUGGCCUUGCUCGCGCAGUACGCAGCCAGUCUGGGCGUCUCCCUGACCUUCCGGGAAGAGCAGAGGGCAGGCUUCUGCCUCCCGUUCUCUGCGUGCGCAGAACUGGACGGGGUGGCCUGUCCCGCAGGCACUGCUGACAGCAGGACCGAGGCCCAACAGCAGGCAGCGCUCUCGGCCCUCUGCUACAUCAGGACCCAGCUGGAGGGCCAGGGGAGCGCGGAGCCAGAGCCCCCCAGGACCCUCAGCAGGACUCCACUGGCCUCUCUGAACGUAGAGAACAUCCUGACCCACGAGCAGCGCUGCGCGGCCGUGGUCAGCGCUGGCUUCGACCGCCUGCUGGACGGGAGCUCGCCGUACCGGGCCUGUAAAAGCACUGUGGCCGCAGUCAUCCUGGAGAGGGAGAUCCCGGGUGCCAGGGGCCACGCCAAGGAGAUCUACGAGCUGGUGGCGCUGGGCACGGGCAGCAGCAGCUGCGCCGGCUGGUUCUUGUUCCGGCAGCUGCUGCUGGUCACGCAGGGUGGCCCCAAGGGCAAGGAGCGGUCGGUGCUGGCCCCACAGCCUGGGCCCGGGCCCCCCUUCACCCUCAAGCCCAGGAUCUUCCUGCACCUCUAUGUCAGCAACACCCCCCAGGGAGCAGCCCGUGACAUCUACCUACCGCCGUCCUCCGAGGGCAGCCUCCUGCACAACCCGCCCUUCCGCCUGCAGGCCCACGUCCGCGGGCAGCUGAGGCCCGUGUGCUACACGGCACCCGCGCUCCGCAACACCCACGUGGGCUGCCUGUCUGCCAGCGACAAGCUUGCACGCUGGGCUGUGCUGGGGCUGGCCGGCGCCCUGCUGGCCCACUUCCUGCCGCCACUCUACCCCACCAGUCUGGUCCUGGCUGACCCCUGCCACGACCCCCUCACGCUGAGCAGGGCCAUCCACACCCGGCCCAGCCUAGACAAGGUCUCAGGGCCCUGCCUGCCACCACCCUACGUCCGCACCACCAUGCACCUGUUUUCAGGGCCCUUGGUGGCCCCCUCGAACCCCACCCCCGACACUUGUCAUGGCCUGAGCCUCAACUGGAGCCUGGGGGACACUGACGUCGAGGUUGUGGACGUGGCCACCGGGCGCGUGAAGGCCGAGGCCACCCUCGGGCCUCCCUCCCGCCUCUGCAAGGCCGCCUUCCUCCGGGCCUUCCGCCAGGUGGCCCGCUCUCUGGGAAAGACCCACCUCCUGGCCCUGAAGACCUACGAGGCCGCCAAGGCUGGGCCCUACCAGGAGGCUCGUCAGCAGCUGUCCCACCUGCUGGACCAGCAAGGCCUGGGGACUUGGCCCUCAAAGCCACUGGUGGGCAAAUUCAGAAACUGAACGAGACCUCCGGAGACUG
Tupaia belangeri chinensis (Chinese tree shrew) is the source of this 1800-nucleotide messenger RNA. It is a transcript of the gene ADAD2, whose product is annotated as adenosine deaminase domain containing 2. Gene Ontology annotation, molecular function: double-stranded RNA adenosine deaminase activity; double-stranded RNA binding; tRNA-specific adenosine deaminase activity. The record is from RefSeq and is a predicted model, not a curated record. NCBI's taxonomy places the organism in Eukaryota, Metazoa, Chordata, Mammalia, Scandentia, Tupaiidae. Bases 45 to 1781 code for a protein of 578 amino acids. The transcript has 10 exons. Gene Ontology annotation, biological process: RNA processing; adenosine to inosine editing. Gene Ontology annotation, cellular component: cytoplasm; nucleolus.